AUGUUAUAUCAGCAAUCGAUCUGGGAAUGCGAAGUGACCGGUAGACGCAAUUUAACGUACGAACAAGCAUUGGAAAGCGAGAGAAUCGACGAUGACCGGUACCGAGCCGAAUUUCGAUUCUGUGAAGUGCUUCGAAAACGCAUGCUGCUUCGAAUCCAAUUUCAAACGGUUCGGUUGGAUGCUCUCGUCAAUGAUCUCCUUAAUUAUUUUGGAUCGGAUUUCGCCGUGGGUGAGAUUACCCACUGCAUGUUGGGGGAGAAUAUCUAUCUCGUAAGAAUUCUCGAUGUACUCCCCCAACCGCAUACGGGCGAUUAUUAUCGUCUCAAGCGCAAUCGACCGACCAAGGCCGCCAAUCAUGUCAACGACGGACUUACUUCCGAUACCACCGAAUCCGAUGAGGAUGAUAUGCCGCGUCAACCGAACGGACGACUACGAUUUCCCGAUGCCUUUUUACAUCCCACGCCAGAAACACGGACCGAAGCGAAACGCGAAUCGUCCGUUGAAAUGGACGACGUUCCGGCAGAAAAGGACGAAGUAUGGUUCCAGCCAGUACGUUACCGAGUGCAGUUGAUCGACAAAUAUGGCCAGCCUUUGGAAGAUUUUGCACGAAUCGUCGAAGCCCACGAGAUCAAACGUGACAAGCGCUCUUUUUGUCGCUUUUUGAUCCAGCGUUUUAUCCGAGAAUGUGCCCUCAAAGACAGCUACGUAGGCGCUCCCUGGCUGAUCAAACCGAAUGUCGCACAAGAGUACGGUAUUAGCACGACGUUACCGCCGCAUCUUCAAGAAGCACAAGAUCUCGCUUAUGCCAAGGCAAGGAAACGGAAAGCAGUCAAAACACCUGAUGAAAAAGAAGCCGAGAAACGGGCACGUAAAGAAGAAACCUUGCUGCAGAAAGCGAGAAGAAAGGAAGAAAAGGAACGCCAACGCGAAGAACGGCGUAAACAAUCCGCUAUCAAAUACCCAAUCGAAGAUUUGGAUCUACCGAUUUACCGAAAAGAUCCCAAUAUCAACUGGACUUUGAUCGACCUCUCGCCCAACAAAUACCCCAUCGAUCAUGUCCACAUCCCUUAUCCCAGCGGGGGCCGACCUGCGCGUCCUCCUCCUCACAAACUAUCAUGCUUACCUCAUGAUCUCUUUGAACAAUUUCUCGCCAUUUGGACCUUCCUUUCCGUAUUUUCCAAGCCAUUGAAACUCACGCCAUUCAGCAUUGAUGAAUUUGAACGCGGCUUAUUUCACAACCAGCAUCAACCUAAACCCACCGUCAUUGUAGAAAGUUAUGCGUGUCUUUUGAAUGUCAUUAUUCGCGAACGGAUCGAUGAAACGGCCAAUGAAACGAUCAAUGGUGAAGUUGUGGAAGAUUUUCUGGAUAAUUUGGAACAACAGGAGGACAGUGAUAAUGGAUCGCAAGAUUCCAGCGACGAUAAUCAGGCUCUAAAACGGUUACAGCAAUUGGGUGUCGAGCGCGGAUGGCGAGAUCAAGAGCAGUUGCGAAUCAUCAAAGACUGGGAUGAUAAAGAGAUUCGAUCAAGUCAUGAUCGACGGGGCUGGGAAACCAAGUUGAUUGGUUGUUUAAACGAUGUGGCCACACCUGAUAUAAUGCCUGGUCUGGAUGCUAUUCUUGCUCAUUUGGUCCCACGACAACCAUCCACCGCGGCGGAACGGGAAAAGCAAUUUCCCACCUUGACUUUGCAGCAAAAACUCGCCAUCCUCGGUUUCUUGGUGGAUGUUGUCAACGAAUCCAACUUGAUCAAAGAAUACAUGGAACAAUGUCAAGAGCAAUUGACAGAAUUCCGAAGGCAAAAAGUGGAACUCAACAAGGAAAGCAAACAAUUAAUUGCUCGUCGGAUACAGUUGGAUCGUCGUGAUCGACUGGACGAUGCCGAUAAAGAAUCAGAAGAAGACGAAGAUGAGGACGAAAGCUCGGAAGAAAAUGAGACAUCGGAAUCCUCGUCGGACGAUGAAUCUAAUGACGAAUCCUCCGGUGAUAUAAGUUCUCGUAGACGAGGACGAGGUGCGCUUUCUCGGCAGGAAAAGGUCAAGCAAAAGCAGAAAGAACGGGAAGAACUGGAGGCAAUGAGGAAGCGCAUGUAUGAAAAGCAGCGAGAAGCUGCCCGAGCCCGAAAUCUUGAAUUAAAACAAAAAGCAGAGGAUCGGCGGAAGCUCGAGGAAGAAGAGAAAGCAUUACGUAAAAAGGAGGAGGAUUUGGAAAGGGAUAUGCGACGAUACACAUCAUUGAGAAUCAAACUUCUUGGACGCGAUCGAUUUUAUAAUCGAUACUUCUUUUUCGAUAAUAUUUGCCAUACCGACACCUAUGGCACGGGACGAUUGUAUAUUCAAAGUCCAAGUGAUGUGGAUAUCCAGAUGAUGAUGGAACGCGAUUAUGCUACAGAUUUGCCUGAUCAACCGUGGGGCCGAGGAGGCGGAUGUCAGUUUACGUUGGAAUUAAUGAAAGCUCAGGGGUUGCAAGACGAAAGCCAGUGGCUGGAAAGACGCAUGCUUGAACUGAGCGGAAAAAAAGAACAUGAUCCCAGCAGCGAUCAAGGAUGGUGGUGUUAUUACUCUGAACCAGAUGAGAUCCAGGCGUUACUUGCGUGGUUGAAUCCCAAGGGUCAUCGCGAGUUUAAACUGAAGAACGAAAUAUUAAAACAACAAACUAAUAUCAUGGAAUCAUUGAAAAAGCGCGCUGAGAUGCUUUCUCGAUCAGAAUCUUCCUCCAAGCGUGUCACACGCGGCAAAACCAGUUCCUCUAAAGAACCGGACUCGACGCUUAUCAGCAACAAUCAUCAAAAAACUGGCAAAUAA
Molecule: messenger RNA, 2802 nt
Organism: Radiomyces spectabilis
Lineage: Eukaryota; Fungi; Mucoromycota; Mucoromycetes; Mucorales; Radiomycetaceae
Exons: 11
Coding region: 1-2802 (933 amino acids)
Source: RefSeq, a predicted model, not a curated record